This is a messenger RNA of Oryza sativa Japonica Group (Japanese rice), 3754 nucleotides long. RefSeq lists its product as uncharacterized. The record is from RefSeq and is a predicted model, not a curated record. Gene Ontology annotation, molecular function: RNA binding; ubiquitin binding. Lineage: Eukaryota; Viridiplantae; Streptophyta; Magnoliopsida; Poales; Poaceae.
CCAAACCACAGGCCACACACGCCUGAACUGACGGGGUGUCAUCAAACGGACUACGGAGUUGACACUGUAGACUCCUCUCCCCCGCGUCGCCCCGAUCAUGGCGUCGUCGGCGGAGCCGCCGCCGAAGAAGCGGAGGCUCGUCGAGGUCCAUGUCCCGUCCCCGGCCCCGAGCCCCUCCUCCUCCUCCGCUCCCGCGCCGGCCUCGCCACGGUCCCCGGUCCCGCCCCCUCCGGGCGUGCCGCCGCCGCCGCCGCCUCCCCCACAAACCCUAGCCGCCGCCGCCUCCCCGCGGCCGGAGGAGGCCGUACGCAAGCGCCGCAACAGGGAGGAGCUGCGGGGCCUCUUCGAGUGCUACCGCCGCAUCCGCCUCUGCGUGGAGCGCAAGGACGCGCGCCUCCUGCCCGAGCUCGAGCAGGUGUACCUCUCGCUCAUCGCCAGCUCUCGAGGUUGUACAAGCGUUCAACGUAUUUUAGCUGACUUGAUUCCUCAAUAUGCCUCAUACUGCCCUACUGCACUUGAGGCAGCUACCAAAGUUUCCAUCAACAUGUAUAAAUGGAACCUGGCCAUUGUAACAAGAGGGGAAGAUGUGGAUGGUGUGGCAUACCAGACUGCUAGGGCUUGUAUUCUUGGCUUAACUGACAUAUGCUCCACAGCAUCCUGUGAAGCACCCAAAUCAUCUGUUUUAACAGGAAUCUGCUCUGCAGUUUAUAUUACUGUCCUCACAUUCUUCAUUUCAACAUUUGAUGGGAAGGAUAUCUAUCACAUAGGCUCAAGAAAACUUCUAAAUCUUCAGGACCCUGUGGAGCUGUUAGACAUUCUAAAGCAGGAUUCAGGGGGUGACAACCAACAGGCAGACGACUGUUUAGUUGAACUGAGAGCACUUUCAUUGCUAUGCAUAUUUCUUUUAUUUCCAGAGAACAUACUAGAUGCCUGUUUUGCGCUGAUUGCUUCUGCAGAAGAUGUAAACGGAGAAGGAUUGUACUUUCUAAAGCAGCUAACCUGCCAUCUGAACAGUGGUAUCAUAACUGAUGCUCUCGAUGUUCAGGGGGAUGGAAUCUCCCAGUGUACAGGAAUGGACGUAGAUCAUCCUAGCACCAAAGAAUCUGUUGAUUCCAAUCUAUCUUCUCAUAGUGUUGGUGUUUCAGGAAGUUCUAUGUUGCAGCCAAAUGAGUGUUACAUGACAAUGGCCAUCUCUAGGCAUCCAUCUUUGAAAGGCUGGAUAUUAUUGAGGUACAAAAAGCUGUGUGAUUCCUGUAGAACUGAUGUGGUUUCAGAGGUAUCAUCGUGUUUAAAUGUUUUGGGCUCUUUAACACAACUUGAAGACAAUAAAAGUCACAUGGGCAGUGAAUCAUCAGUGCUGGACAAGAUUGAUGAAAAUUCAGGGGGGUAUUUGCAACCCAAUAAAUUGGCAUGUUCAUAUGAACAGAGAAUGCUUUUGAAAACUGAUAUCGCUGAUAGAUAUGGAGGGAAAACUGUGCAGAAUAAGAAUGCACAGAUGGUGCAUACUGAUGAGGUGAAAACUGAGAAGUUAGCAGAUGUCAAACUCGAUGUCUGCAAGCAAGGAAAUGUAAUUUCUGAUGCAGGGCAUCAAGCUGCAAGACUUGAUAUGCACACACCAAAAUCAACACAUGAUUCUGCUGGGGGAGCUGCAACUCUCACUUCUCCGGGGCAGAAUUUUGGAAAGGCGAAGCAUUCAUAUUCAGAACCAUCUGAUCUUUAUGGUGCUCAUUUCUCGAGGGAUGUGAUUUCAGUUUCAAAGGAACUUUGGAUUGGUUCACUGGGAAAUAGUGCUGCAGAGUCACUAGUUAGAUCGAAAUUUGAGGAGUUUGGCCCCUUAGCAAACUUCUUAUUUUAUCCCCCAAAGAAUUUUGCCUUGGUUGAGUACGGGAACAUAAUGCAUGCUGUUCAUGCAUAUGGAUGUAUGCAGGGUUCCUCUGUUUGGGGUGGUGGUCUCCAAAUAAGGUAUUUAGAUAGACUUAUAGGCAGCAAGGGAUUUGCUAGUGGUAUAGCUGUUGGUGAAAGUCGUCAUAUUUAUGUUGCUAAAGUUAAGAACAAAAAAGAUAAAGAUGAGGUGUUUGAUGAAUUAAAGGCCGCAGGGUUGAAGAGGCCAUGUAGCUUUACAGAUAUUUCCAGUGAAAAUGCUUUGCUUCUUGAAUUUGAGACAGCAACUGAUGCAGCUGCUGCGAAAGCCCAUAUUAGGCGCCAGCUUCAUCCAGAUGUCUGUUCCCAGGACAAGAAUACUUCUGGUCAUGAACUUUUUGUGCGGAACAUAGACAAUUCAGUCCCUGACAUGGAGUUUAUCAAUGCAUUUUCACGAUUUGGUGAGGUCAUAAGGUGGCAGUUCAAUAAGCUUGAUGGGAACUGCUUGAUAGAUUAUAGAUCACCUAAUGCUGCUGCCACUGCAAAAUCUCACCUGCAUGGUGCAAGAUUUGGGCUGAAGUCAAUUAGUGUUGAAUCGAGAUCUGUGCAUGAUAAAACUUUGUCGCCUUCUGUUCCAAUGCUAGCCCCGAGUGUUUCUGACAGCAGUCACCAUGAGAUCAGGAAUCCAAGGGUUUCAGGGUAUAAUGCAGGCUUCACAGUACCAACAGAGCGACCAAUUUAUGGUCCAUCGGCUCCCAGAGCUCCACAAGGCAUCCUUCCAUGCCCACCUGUUUCUGCACACCGUGGUCCUGUAAUACCACCGCCACCUAUUCAAACUUCUUUUGUCCGUCCUGUAUAUCCUGGUCCAGGAAGUCCGUGGGAAAAUACUACCCCAAAUCCAUCCUUCAGUCACGCUUCUCCUCGAAUGAUGCCUGGAAGUAGCUUCCGUAUGAAUCCACCUGCUCCUCUUCCUUUUAUACCAUCUUCUGUUACCCCUCUUACACAGUUUCCUGGAGGUUCAGCACAGCAGUCUGAGAAAAGGCCACCUCCACCUCCACCUCCACCAAAUGUAGCCCCCCCACCAUUUACUCGUCAAGAUAUACCACCCCCACCACCAUCUCCACCACCACUACCUAUUACUCAGCCACCUUCUGUGCCACCACCCCCAAAUUCCCCUCCUCCGCUUCAACCUGCUACUGACCCUUCUGACUCACAAAAGCAACGUUCUCAUCCUCGAUGGCAGGGCUCUCUUUCAAAAAGUGGUUUACAUUACUGUUCAAUCUAUGCAAGUAGAAUAGAGUUGGAUGCUUGUAGAUAUGAACAUGCAGUUUCUGAACCGACAGGGUGGCCUUCAAGAUUAGAUGUGACAAAGCGAACGGAUUACCAACAUGUGAAGACAACUUUCUCCAAUACUCCACCUAGCAAAAGAGAGGUCUGUCGGCUAUUACCCUGUUCGAAUGGUGAUCAGAAAGGGUUCCGGGAUUUUAUAUCCUAUCUGAAACAGAGAGAAUGCGCCGGUGUGAUCAAGAUUCCAUCUGUCAAGCCAUUGUGGUCAAGGCUACUAUUUAUCCUUCCUCCCACGCCUGAGGCCUGUGGGAUGCUAGAACUUCCGCCCCAUCCGACCGAAUGCCUAAUUGCACUGAUUUUGCCAAAGGAGACGACUGCUGAAGCGACCUAACAUGAUUGUCGCGUAGACACAUUCCGUAACCUCGUUGCUUCCAGUUUCGUGCACAGUAAACAAUUUUGCAUGAAUGAUACUAAGUUCCUACAGCUGCUUAUGAAUAAUAUGCUUCCAGUUUCGUGCACAGUUAACAAAUUUUCAUGUUUUCUUUUGACGAGACACCAAUACUGUACUUAUUCCUUUUGCUGCAUAACUGAUAUAUAGUUGCUACAA